AGCCGUGUAGUUUUGAAGAAACCGAAGAGGAAACUGCUGUUGGUGAAUCUGACUCUUGGUCUGAUGCUUCUGGAGACUUUCCCUGGAAGAAGAUGCAUUUCAGGAAUAUGAUGGAUCUGAUACCUCAGAGGACUACUACCAGACCGUAAAUUAGAGAGUGAAACUGAAGCUAAUGAAUGUGUUUCUGAUGAGACCUGUGAUAAGAACUGUGUGAUCUGUGAGGUGCUGAAUGAUGAAGACACAUUUGAUGGAGAGUUUGACACACGUGAGAAUUAUGUUCAGGAAGCAUCCAGUGUCAAAGAUGCUGAAGCUGACCUGUGUCCUUCUUGUGUUUAUGAGGACAAUAUGUGUGCCCCGUGUGCAGAGGACAUUUCUGUUGAAGGUGAUGCGUAUGAGGAUGACGUAUCAGAAGCUCAGAGUUAUGAAUCUCUUGACGAUAUCGACUUACAAAAAAGUUCAGAUGGUGAAAAUGAUGCAAAAGGCAACAAAGAGCCAAAUGAAGAGCAGCUAAAUUUCAUCACUGACGAAGGUGACGAAUUUCUCACAUGUUUGGAGAAGGAACCAUACUGGUCACUCGUAGCUGAUGCUAUUUGUGAGGAAGGUGUUGAGGAAUACUAUGCUUAUCAGAUAAAAAGCAUUCAGUCCUCCGUCGAACAAACUCCGGACAGCUUGUUUGUGAAAGGGAGAGCAUGUCAUCAGAUUAUCAGUGAAAAAUUCGAUGAUGCCUGCAGGAAUGAAUGUGAAGAGGCAGCUUUUGUCCCGACCCAGACUGAAUUACAGGAUGCUCAAGAGGAUCGUCAACCAGUCAUCUAUGGAAAGACUGGAGUUAAUCAAGUCAGUAAAAACCUUGUCCUCGUCUCUGUUGUGGAAAACACAUCCAGUGAACAAAGCCAAACUCCAGUGUCAGAUGACGACUGUGGGCUAAAUGAAAUUUCAAGAGAAAUAAGACCUCAGGAUAUUAUUUACAGUGUUGUCUCAGAAGAAAUGAAAGAUGAGGAAAACGAUGCAGACAUGCAUAUAAGUAGUACUGAGGACAGAACGACCUCUGAAGAAAGCAGUGAUUCAGAAGAGGAGCAGAGUGAUGAUGAAUUCAGCGAGCUUUGUGAAUGCGACUACUGCAUUCCACUGGAAGACCAGGUCCCAUCAAAGCCUCUGCUGCCACAGAUCACUUCAAAUGAUGAAGGGAAGAUUUGUGUGGUGAUUGAUUUGGAUGAAACACUAGUGCACAGUUCUUUUAAGCCAGUGAACAAUGCUGAUUUUAUCAUUCCAGUGGAAAUUGAUGGAACGGUUCACCAGGUGUAUGUGUUAAAGAGACCACAUGUUGAUGAAUUUCUCAAGAGGAUGGGAGAAAUGUUCGAAUGUGUUUUGUUCACUGCAAGUUUAUCAAAGUACGCAGAUCCAGUGUCAGACCUCCUGGACAAAUGGGGAGCCUUCCGCAGUCGCCUCUUCAGGGAGUCGUGCGUCUUUCACAGAGGCAACUAUGUAAAAGACCUCAGCCGUUUAGGAAGAGAUCUCAACAAAGUCAUUAUCAUUGACAACUCUCCAGCCUCCUACAUCUUCCACCCAGAAAACGCUGUUCCUGUAGCUUCUUGGUUUGAUGACAUGUCAGAUACUGAGCUCCUUGACCUUAUCCCCUUCUUUGAGAGACUGAGCAAAGUGGACAACAUCUAUGAUAUACUGAAGCUGCAGAGGACUUCCAGUUAACAGGGACAGAAAACUAGCUUGAAAAUAAUCACCAGCAGCUGUCACUACGGGGCCACAGAGGAGGCUGGCGGGCCACAGGAUCCACGCUGCUUCCCACUAUGAGGACCACACUAAAGGAAAAAAAAAAAAAAACAGAAAAGUUUUAUUUGGAUGUUCAAUCGCGUGUUCCAGUCUUUAAAUGCAGAAGAAUCUUAAAUAAGUCUAGUGUUGGAUCAUUUAAAACAAUUGACAGACUUAUUACCAGUGUUUCAAACCACAUUUUAAGACUGACCAUUAGAGCUUGUCUGGAGCCCUGGGAGGUCACGCUACACAAUCACACAAAUUAAACAUACCACCAUGUUGGCAGAAACAGUGGGAGCCAUGUUCCUUAAAGUAGAACUCAUAAGAGUGAAUAUUUCAAUUAAGGGCAAAUAAUCUGCCAGCUCAGACGCUCUUUCUCAAUCUGGCUAGAAGAUUUAUUACUGAAGUAAAAUAGAUUUGUAACAAAAUUAAGCUGCCUUCAUGUAUUGACAACAGGAAAAAAAAAAGUCAUACUGGUUAUGGGAUCCUCCAUAGGGAUCCUCUCUGGUCUCACAGAGAGGAUCCCUAUGGAGGUAAACAUGCACGUUUACCUCACUAAAUUUAAAGAAGGUAUUUAGAAUGAGCCAUUGUACACUUAGCCACUUACUCUAACCUCCUGUCCAAUCGGCGGCGCUGUUCAUAUAUCGCUUAUUCAUAAAGUUUGUUGUGAGUGGUUGUGAGCGCCCCAUACAAUUACAUUAUGUAGCCAGUUAGCCUGUGACCAUUUUGCAUUGCAAAUCAAUAAUGUGACGAUUAAAAUAGUUUUUGUCCCAAGUGUUAAGACCAACCCAAAAUAUAACAAAAAAUAAAGCCAAGGUUGAAAAACAACAGAAUUCUCCUCUGACUGCAAAUACAAAACCCUUCAGGUAACAACAGAUCAGUUUUUAAUGGCUCCAAAGAGUCUGUGUAGAACAUGUUAAUUUUUAUAAUGCACCAUUCAGUGUAUUUUAAAAGUCUUCAGUGAAUUUGGACAUCUUAAAAAUUGAUAUUAGCAUUAUUUAUUAUUUAUUAACAUUGCUGACUGUUUCUCUGCCAACACAAAGGUGACAGAUUGUGUCAUGUGAUCGAGGGCUCUACAGAUACUGUAUGUUUUUGCAGUGCAGCUAAUGUGUAAUAGCAGUAGCAGUAGGUGUUGGUACAUGUCAACAACUAUAUAAUUAGUGUGCUGUUAACCUAAAUUGUCUGAACAGUUGUGCAAUUACACACAAAAAAUUAACUUCAUCAGUUAUUUGCAUUUCAAUUACAUUUUAUUUGCAAUUAACAUUUGAAGACAUUGUCUCAGAGAAAAUAGUCACUGAUACCAAGAGUGUUUUAUCUUGAAGUCAUUUAAAUCUUGAUUUUAUUAUUGACUAAAAUGCUUAAAUACAGUCCUGGUUAGAAUUAUUGGCACCCCUGAAUUUUAAGAAAAUAAUUUUAUAUUUAUUCAUAAAUAAAUAACAGUAAACCAUUGUUUUAUCAUCAGGAUACCUCAUAAAAUAUAUAAAAAAAUUAUUGAACAACAGCAAAACAACAUGCGUACAUUCUUAUACUGAAAUAAAAAAAACCUAAAUGUACAGUUAUUUACACAUUUUUAUGAAUUUACAGGAAAUCAUCACUUUCACAGCCAGUUUUCUUUAGACAAGUCAGUGGAUCAUAAAUAACCACUUCCAAGUCACCAAAUAUGUCUUGUAGUUCUUUUACAUCAGUCAUUAAGAAAUAUAAACUGUAUGGUCUUGUUAAGUAAAUCUGAAUAAAACGGUCAGUUUUCAAAAACUGAGUGACUGCACAGGAAAGAGAUAAGCAAAGGAAGCCCCCUAGACACUCAUGACACCCCCAAAGGAAUGAUAAGAACUUUUGUGUUCUGUUGAUGAAAAUACUUUGUUGUACUCCACCAUGAAAGUGUAUCACUGGUGUUGCAACAGACAGGUGUUAAUAUGGUCAGUUUCUCACAUUCACAGACGUCUUGGGGGCUUCCUUCACUUGUCUCCUUGUUUCCUUUACCAGAGUACCAUACUGUUUGUAUUUCUUCAUGAUUGAUGCAAAUGAACUACAAGAUGUAUUCAGAAACUUGUUCAUGUUCAUGUGUCCAUCCUCUGUCUUGUUUAAAGUAAACUGGCUGUAAAGGUAAUUUACACUAAAUUCAUUAGCGUGCCAAUAACUGCACACAUACAUUUUAUAUCAGUUUUUUAUAUUAUUUUAUUUUUUAUUACACUAAAUGUUUUCAUUUGUUGUUUUGCCUUUGUAUUGGGAAAUUCAUGGGAACCAACAAUUCUGAGCAGCACUGUUUGUGCCUUUAAGACAAAACUAAGUAAAAGCAAACUUAAAUAUUAAUUUUAUUGUCAGAGAUUUAUUUAAGUAAGCUUUUACUGCCAUGACGACUUCAACACAUUGCGGCUUCUUUCACUACAAGCUGACCGACACUGUGCAUUUAUUGUGGAUCUUUAACAGUCAGCAAAGACUGUUCACGAGUUGGGCUAAAAAAGUUUUCACAUUCAGAAAGAAGUGAUAAUACCGUCGAAAUGGGUCUUUAUUUAUUACAUUGCAAACAAUUUGUAAAAACUAAAUCAAAUCUAAUUAUUUAAUGUGUGAUAACCUGCUUUAGAUUUUUUUUUUUUUUUUUUGCCUAUUUCAUUUACCUUGAUCUUACAUACCCAGUAAGACUACUGUAAAUAAAUAAAUAACUUCUGUUUGUUUCUCCAAGCAGGUUAACUGCACACUAAUCAGACCUUACAUGAUAUUGGAAAUUUAGGCAGUCUUUUUGAUUUUAAUGUUAUUUUAUCAAUGCUGAAUAUGUUUUAUGUUAUUUAAACUGGUGUGCAGAAGGAGGCUCAACAACUUGUAACCUCCAAAGAGGUAGUCUUAGAUUACUUUGACUAUUUAAAAGCACAGUUGCUUCCUGUCAUUGAACUUGAAUCCGAGUUUUUUUUUUUUUUUUUUUUGUGAUUACUAAUUGUGUACUUUCAGUUUCACAGUGGAGAACUGUGCCAGAAGUGUGCUUAAUCCUGAUUCGCUUUUGCCCCUACCUAGAAUGAGUGUGUAUGUGUGUGUAAUUGUGUGUAUGUGCAUUUCAUUGUGGUCGCAUCACGUGUGAGUAUUUACAUUGAAUUAAAACUACUUUUGCCAACACAUGAAAAAAAAUUAUCUUGAAGUAAUUUUCACUUUUUUACUGUAUGCAACAAGAGGAUUAAUAUUGUCACUCAAGGAAAGAAACUGGAUAAUUGAGAUUUUUCUGCUGCUGUUAACAUGGGGGGGGAUAUAUUUUAUAAAUUGCAUCAAUAAAGCAUGAUUUAU
Thalassophryne amazonica is the source of this 5034-nucleotide messenger RNA. Its product is annotated as carboxy-terminal domain RNA polymerase II polypeptide A small phosphatase 1-like. Lineage: Eukaryota; Metazoa; Chordata; Actinopteri; Batrachoidiformes; Batrachoididae. The record is from RefSeq and is a predicted model, not a curated record. The coding region runs from base 346 to 1704 and encodes 452 amino acids. The transcript has 6 exons. Gene Ontology annotation, molecular function: RNA polymerase II CTD heptapeptide repeat phosphatase activity.